AUGAAAAUUAUUAGCAUCACUGCCACUAACCGCCUUUUUUCUUUCUAUGUAUUAAUUCUCACGAUUUAUUUCAUCCCACCCACUCGCCCAUCCGUUCAGUUUCUUCAUCAUUCUGCCACCACCACAACUAUCACUGCCCUUUUUUUUUUUGCACCAAAAUGUUUUUUUUUCAUUUUUUUCUUUAUUGCAUGUUUCUAUGAUUUAUAG
Messenger RNA from Trypanosoma brucei brucei TREU927, 207 nucleotides. RefSeq lists its product as hypothetical. The record is from RefSeq and is a predicted model, not a curated record. The transcript has a single exon. The coding region runs from base 1 to 207 and encodes 68 amino acids. NCBI's taxonomy places the organism in Eukaryota, Euglenozoa, Kinetoplastea, Trypanosomatida, Trypanosomatidae.